Molecule: messenger RNA, 730 nt
Organism: Salvia miltiorrhiza (redroot sage)
Lineage: Eukaryota; Viridiplantae; Streptophyta; Magnoliopsida; Lamiales; Lamiaceae
Product: cold shock protein 2-like
Exons: 1
Coding region: 1-597 (198 amino acids)
Molecular function (GO): zinc ion binding; nucleic acid binding
Source: RefSeq, a predicted model, not a curated record
AUGGCGGAUGUGGCGAGAUCGGCGGGGACGGUGAAGUGGUUCAGCGGCCAGAAGGGCUUCGGCUUCGUCUCGCCGGACGCCGGCGGCGACGAUCUCUUCGUGCACCAGACCGAGAUCCAAACCGAGGGUUUCCGCACGCUGCGCGAGGGCCAGCGGGUCGAGUUCGCCGUAGAUUGCCGCGAGGACGGCCGGAGCAAAGCCGUCGACGUCGUGAUCCUCACCAGGAAUCAGAAUUCCGGUGGCCGCGGCCGCGGCAGAGGUGGCGGCGGCUAUGGUAGGGGCAGAGGGAGGUUCGGCGGCGGCGGAAGUGAUGGAGUGGAGUGCUACAAUUGUGGCAGGAUCGGCCACUUGGCUAGAGAGUGCUAUCGAGGCGGCGGCGGUGAUGGUGGUGGUGGUGAGGGGGGAGGAGAUGGUGGUUACCGCAGCUAUGGACACGGCGGUGGUGAUCGGGGAGGAGAUAGUGGUUAUCGUGGCUAUGGACGCCGUGGUGGUCGCGGUAGCGGCGGCAGAGGUCGCGGCGGCGGCGGUGGGAGAGAGUGUUACAAUUGUGGUGAAGAGGGGCAUUUUGCUAGAGAUUGCCCAAUUGAGCAAAAUUGAGUAUUUUUUUAAGUAAGCUAUGUUUGCUUACAUAAAUAUUUUAAUUUGAUUUGGAUUUUAUUUUUCUUUCUAAUUUCUUGUUAUUCCAAUGUACUUUCAUCUCAAUUCUAUACACACUACUAUUUUUUUUUAA